Neurospora tetraspora is the source of this 1869-nucleotide messenger RNA. RefSeq lists its product as uncharacterized. Gene Ontology annotation, biological process: calcium import into the mitochondrion; mitochondrial calcium ion homeostasis. The record is from RefSeq and is a predicted model, not a curated record. Gene Ontology annotation, molecular function: calcium channel activity; uniporter activity. The transcript has 2 exons. Gene Ontology annotation, cellular component: uniplex complex; mitochondrial inner membrane. Lineage: Eukaryota; Fungi; Ascomycota; Sordariomycetes; Sordariales; Sordariaceae. The coding region runs from base 255 to 1745 and encodes 496 amino acids.
GGGCUGUUUCGGAUUUGGAGUCGUCUUUGAUCCCGUCUAUCGGUGUUCGUCCCAACUAUUCUCCCACCUACUCUUCUUCUCGUUUUAGACUUUUCUUAGUAGUUUAAGUCCUACCUUAUCACCAUCAUUACCACGACUCGCCUUGCGACAACUCAAUUGCCGUUGCCAAUAUCCUAAAUAGUCUCUCCCUCCUACCUACGCAAACCAACAUUUAACGACCUUUGCUUGCAUAUACAUACAGACCGACUGCGACUAUGAACUGCGUGCGCAUGCGGCUGCAAUGCCGCUUGAUGCGAUCUCCCAACACUCUGGCCCGCUGGUGCCUUGAAUCACCGCAGACAAAUCUCACCUCCCACCGUCCUAGGAUACCCAUUGUCGCACUGAGACAAGCCUCUACCUCGGUGUCGCAGAAGACCAGGGAAACAGAAGCCGAAGCAAAAGCCAAAAAGCUGAACCAGAAGCGACUUGAUGAACACGAAGAGGAGGUUAGGGCGCGCGAGCAACAAGUAAGACGCCCAUGGCAUCGCGAAGGUGCCGAUAAGCCUCCGGUCCAAGGCAAUGGAGAUAGUGCCGAACCCAUAGCAAAAGGCAAGCUCCUAACAACGCCGACUCGUCUCCUCAAACUCAUCCUUCCUCUACCCCUUCGUGUCGAGAAAGACCAAGAGAACAAUAGCCAUAGCAAUGAGUACGGCCGUUCGAUAUCACUCAACAGCGAAAUCCAGCCACUCGCUCUGCUUAUACACCCACAACAGCCACUUUCCUACGUCGAACGCCUGAUCCAAGCCGAGCUUCCGCCUGUGAUGGAAAAUGGCAAGGAGAAAAUUCCCAACGUUUACUUCCGAGCCGAAGAUUCAGAACAAGGUGACCAGAAACCCACGAGCCGCUCCGAAGCGAGAUCCAAAGACAAUGGCGGAGAGCCUAGCGAGUACAAUACCAACAUGUCACACGUGGCCUCAUAUUCCGGACUUGGCCACCUAGGCCCCAAGCGGAGUUCCGAAGAUAAGAAAUGGGUGCGGUGGAGCAGUAGUACCGAGAUGGGCGACUUUAUUCGGGACGCAGCGCGCGGCCGAGAGUUUGCAGUCGAAAUCGAAGGGUAUAACAUCGAGAUGCGCGUGAGUGUUCCCUCGUUCGGGGACCGGACAUAUUACAUGCGCCAGCGUCUGCGUAAGAUGAGCUCCGAGAUCGAUGGGUUGGCCAAGAUCAAGCACGAGUGCGAUCUUUUGGCACACCGGAGCGCACAUCGCCUAGCCAAGGGCGGGUUUGGCCUGCUUGCUGGGUGGUGGGGAGUGGUGUACUAUGUGACGUUCCAUACCGAGUUCGGCUGGGAUCUGGUCGAGCCGGUGACGUAUUUGGCGGGACUGACGACCAUCAUGGGCGGUUACCUGUGGUUCCUCUACAUCAACAAGGACCUUAGCUACAAGGCUGCCAUGAAUGUGACGGUUUCGAGAAGGCAGCACGCCUUGUACGAGAUGAAGGGCUUCGACAUUGAUCGGUGGGAGCAGUUAGUGCAGGACGCAAAUGCGCUGAGGAGGGAGAUCAGAGUGAUUGCGGUUGAAUACGACGUUGACUGGGACGAGACGCGCGACGUUGGUGAAGACGUAAAGGAAGUCCUCGAUGAAGAGACGACAAGGAAAGACGACGAACACCGGUCGAUCGAGAAGGAGAAGGACGAGAAAUUCACCGAGGAUGAAAAGAGGAAACGCAACAAGGAGAAGGAGUCGAAGAAGGAGUCGGGAGAUUCAUAAACCCGGGCAAAAUUGUAUACCUAGAAGCAAGCGGACAUUGGAGUCACACACGAUCGGAUCAUUGGACGGGAUGUUAAUUUUAGUUGAAAUAAUCUGAUACAAUUGAUGGCUGAAUGCCAGGCGC